UGUGAAAUAAAUGUGGUACAUUACCUUUCUUUUUUUUCCAUUGCAGGAAUAGAUGUUCUUCAUUCAUUUGUAAACCUAAUCCUUAUUUAUCUGCUGACAAGGAUUGGUGCUGGAAGGUGGUGGUCACUACCAGCAGCUUUCUUAAUAAACACUGGUUAUCUUGUGCUCGGUUUUGCCUCCAGCUCAAAGAAUGGUGAAUAUUAUCGCAUUGAAUGGACAACUUCACACUGUGUGCUAAUUCUAAAACUCACUGGAGUUGUGGCUGAUUUGUACGAUGGAUCCAAACCUGAGGAGAAGUUGUCACCUGAUCAGAAAGAAACUGCCAUAAAGAAAACUCCUACAAUUUUGGAAUUAAUGGGACAUUGUUAUUUCUUUGGUGCUUUUUUGAUAGGACCCCAGUGCUCCAUACGAAGGUACCUCACUUUAGUGAAAGGUGGAUUUGCAGGCAGAGGUGAUAAAGUACCCAACAGUGUGGCUGCAGGAUUGACCAAGUUAAUUGUCGGCCUCUUCUAUAUUCUUACAAUGUUAAUCCUCAUGUUAAUCACACCCACGGAUUAUUUCUUCAUAAAAGAUUUUUAUGAUUUAUUCUUACCUAUAAAGUGUCUCUAUAUCAUCGUGUGGGGGCGCUAUGUGUUAUCCAGGUAUAUAGCUUGCUGGCACAUCUCAGAGGGGAUCUGUAUUUUAACUGGUCUUCCUUACAAUGGAGAAGACGAGAAAGGCAAUCCCACAUGGAAUUCCAUGGAAAACAUCAAACUCUAUGAAUUUGAAACUUCUUUUAGUCUGUACGGCCUCACAAAGGCCUUCAAUGUACAAACCAGUACCUGGAUGGUUAAGUACCUAAUGAAAAGACUGCGAUUUUUGGGCAAUAAAGAACUUUCCAAAUUCAUCACUUUUGCAUAUCUGGCAUUGUGGCACGGCUUGUACACUGGA
Octopus bimaculoides (California two-spot octopus) is the source of this 930-nucleotide messenger RNA. RefSeq names its product lysophospholipid acyltransferase 5. Gene Ontology annotation, cellular component: membrane. NCBI's taxonomy places the organism in Eukaryota, Metazoa, Mollusca, Cephalopoda, Octopoda, Octopodidae. The record is from RefSeq and is a predicted model, not a curated record. Gene Ontology annotation, molecular function: 1-acylglycerophosphocholine O-acyltransferase activity; lysophospholipid acyltransferase activity. Gene Ontology annotation, biological process: phosphatidylcholine biosynthetic process; lipid modification.